GCUGCUGUCUCCAUUCUCUCUCGCCUCGGCACUUCCCGUCAAAAUAAUCGACCGCCGAGCGCCGGCACCCGCGCUGCCCUUGCUUAGGUUGCUAGCUCGGCCCGGAUCUGGCAGAGGGCUCGUGUCCCUGACCUCCAUGUCUUGCCCCUCGCUCCAAGCUCCUGGCGCUGCCUCGGCGGUCAUGUCUCCACCCAUGGACCCACCAUGGCGGCGGCCAUCUCACCCCCGUCCUUCUCCAUUCGGUGGCGGCACCAUCAACGGUCACGCUUGCUCGGCCAGCGUUCGAUUUUUUCUUCUUCUAAUUCCUGAGAUCCGGCCUCAAGCUUCAGGUCGUUGUUAUUACCAGUGUAGUGGUGCAGGUGCUGACGAUGAGUCCAUGGAGUUUCUCGCCCUGUGGAUGCUCCUGGCUCCACAAGAGAAGCAAUUGUCAUGCUUUGUGUUACGACGAGCAAUAUAUGAUUAAUAACCUUGGUGACGACAAUGCCAUGAGCAACAUUGUUGAUGGUGGCACCUGGAGUUCGGUAUUGUACCGAGUUCCCCCGCAGGACACAUCGAUGCCGGUGGUCGUGAAGAAGUUGCAGAACAAGAGUGGACCAGUGGAUGCUAGCCUUGACAGCCGACGUCAGUCCGAGGUGAACUUGCUGGGCCGGAUUGGCCACGGCAACAUCAUCAGCCUUGCAGAUUGGAUUCGCAGGGACAACUUUAUCCUGAUCGUCUAUGACCACAAGGAGAAUGGCAGCCUCCACCAGUGGCUGCAUCAUGAUCCUGCAGAGAGGGUGUUGGACUGGCCAACGAGGCGGGCCAUCGCCGUCGCCGUUGCAGGAGGGCUCUGCUACCUGCACCACAGACGCAAGAGCCCCAUCGUGCACCACAACAUCAACUCUGCAAACAUCCUGAUUGACACUGGCCUCAAGCCGAAAAUUGCAGGCUUCGAUUUUGCACAGGUCAACCUGGCCGGACCUGACCAACCGGUGCCGAUAUGGGAGCUCACUACUGGCAACAUGUUUGGCUACACUGCUCCAGAAUAUGCAACCAUGGUGACCACCACCAAGGUUGACGUGUACAGCCUUGGUAUGUUGCUGUUGGAGCUCGUCACCGGUCGGGUGGCCAACGCAGCGGUUGCGGAUGGCCACUUGGCAACCUGGGCAGGGAAACAUUGCAACCACCUGAUGGAGAACACUGGAGAUUUCAGGGACGUAGUCGACAUGGCCAUCCCAGAUCGAGUGCAAUACCUCAAGGAGAUGGCCACCAUGUUCAGGCUCGGCGUGGAUUGCACCACCGAGAAGCCAGAGGAGAGGCCAGCCAUGCACAAGGUUCACUGCCGCCUCCGCAACCGUGGCCACUGAUUCGGUCUCGCCUGCCGCUUAUCAACUCUGAGACGGUCAGAGCAGAUAACCUAAUAAAUUGUUCAACGGAUGUCUGAUACAUGUUCCAAAUUUGUUUCUUCGUGGUUUCGAUGAUGUGUUUGUUUCAGACAUGAUUUUCAAGAUCCAAACAAAUUUUGGUUUCACAGUUUCA
Messenger RNA from Brachypodium distachyon (stiff brome), 1518 nucleotides. Its product is annotated as receptor protein-tyrosine kinase CEPR1. Gene Ontology annotation, biological process: protein phosphorylation. The coding region runs from base 369 to 1346 and encodes 325 amino acids. Lineage: Eukaryota; Viridiplantae; Streptophyta; Magnoliopsida; Poales; Poaceae. The record is from RefSeq and is a predicted model, not a curated record. Gene Ontology annotation, molecular function: protein kinase activity; ATP binding. Gene Ontology annotation, cellular component: plasma membrane. The transcript is spliced from 3 exons.